Molecule: messenger RNA, 3449 nt
Organism: Oreochromis niloticus (Nile tilapia)
Lineage: Eukaryota; Metazoa; Chordata; Actinopteri; Cichliformes; Cichlidae
Exons: 12
Coding region: 436-1869 (477 amino acids)
Biological process (GO): exocyst localization; exocytosis
Cellular component (GO): exocyst
Molecular function (GO): SNARE binding
Source: RefSeq, a predicted model, not a curated record
UUUUCAUGUGUGUAGGUUAAAGUGGGACUAGUUUUAUACUGUAGUACAAUGGCUCAUUCAGCAAUGUGUUACCACAGUAUUCACACAUUAACCCCCCAAAGUGAUUUAUUAUUUAAAUGUUAGGAUCUCUCAACUUUUGGAGAUUUACUUUCCUGGAUGAUUGAGAAUGCAUCAAGACUAAAUGUUAGGAUGUUUUCACAAAUUUCACGAAAGGAGGACAACAGGCUUUCUUCAGCGAGUUAUCGAGUAAAACGAAAACAUUUCGUACAGUCGGAGUGAUGCUAUUGGAAAAUCCCUUCGACUGCUUUAUAAGCUCCACAGCGCAGAGCGCUGACACACUCAAACAGCCGGGCCAGGAGAGCGCAUUACUGAAACGUGACACAACAGGUGUUCAAGCAUCGUCUUUGCUAAAAGAGCGAGCUGUUAAAAGUCGAUAUGAAGAAGAUCUCGAUAUUCAACAGAAAGAAGAAGAUUCGGAUGAGUGAGGGCAAGAAACCUUUAAUAGAAAAUAACAACAACAUACAAGACGGACAUGACUGUGCAUGUCAUGGGUGGGAGAACCCAUUGGCCCAGAACUCCUUUAACACUGCAGAGGAGCAAUCCAUGCAGAGACAACAAAGCAUGUCACUUAUGGAACUCGUUCAGCAUCUUGGGGUGUCCUCUGAAAGCCUGUACAACCUCACAGAGCCUAAUUUGGGACAACAGAGUGUCAUUGAUUGGUCCAACCCUCAGACAUUCAAAAUCCUGCACAAAGUGCUGCAGGUGAUCAACUCUGUCAAGCAAUGCCUGCAACUGAUGGACUGGGUCCAACAUAAAUAUCUGAGCAGGGAGGUGCUUUAUAGUUCAGACCAAAAGCUGUUCUGUGAAUGGAAAGACAAGGCAAAGGAGAAGCUGCUUCAAAGUGUGCAGAAAGAGAUCAGAGAGUCCCUGGACAAAAUCCUGCAGAAUGAGACCGGCAUAGCUGCAAGCUGCAUAGAAGAAGAUUAUGUUAAACUUUAUGUGGACACUAUCCAGUGUAUUAAUGCCGUACCCGGAGAAGCACAAAAUCUCCUUCCAGAACUGCACAAUGAAGUGCAAGAAAUUUGUUUCCAAGAGUUUCGAACAUUUGUCAAGAGGUACAGUGAAGAGCAGUAUGUCGAUCUUAAAAAAAGGGCAGAAACUGACAACCCAGAAAUGAUACACUUCCUCAAAACACUGAAAACAUGUAAGGAACUCAGGAAGUAUGCUCAGACUACUGAUACGGGAGUCACACCUUCUCUUGUCAAAGAAACUGUGGAAACACUGGAGAACCUGGAGCAGUCUACUUUAACAUUCCUGAUGGAAAUUAUAACUGUUAUUGCAGAGAACCACUUUAAAGAUUUCUUCAGAUCGGACAGCAACUUGAACAACUUUCUUGAUAGUGUUUACAAACAUUUCCCCACACAGCCCUAUGUUAUGGAUGAGCAAAAAGUGGUGGUGGAUGAGGCCUAUAAGAUCAUCGCCCGUACUUAUCUCGAACAUCUUAUAACAAACAAGCAGAGAACCCUGAAGUGUCGAUGGACUUCUAAUAUUGGUGAACGAAUACAUGAAGAUGCAAACCAUCUUCACAAGAGCAUUUCACUCUUGGCUCCUGGUGUCCACAAGUGGCACACGAUGCUGCUGGGCAUCCAAGAGGUGUUGGACUGCACAUCCAUUGAUGCACUGAAGAUAAUAAUGGGACGUCUACAGCAGGACUAUUUCAAAAAGAGUGAGGACUUCAAGUUCCUGAACAAGUUGCUGAAGUGGAAGGGUCUUUCUAAUGGCGAUGUCAAUGAGGUACUGGACGCUCUUCCCGGCAGUGAAUCCAGACCUAUUUGCAGGUCCUGUUUCUCCUGUCUUACCUGCUGGUGAAGGCUUAGUUGGGCAACACGGGAUGAAGCGCAACAAAAAGAUCAAUGCUGAUUGUUACAUGUUUGUUUAUGAAACAUAAAAAAGACAGCAGGUAGCGUUUGGCUGAGGGAGCAUUAUAAGCUGUGCAAUUUUAAAUGGCACAAAAAAGUUUUGGUCAAAGAGCUUUUUAGUGACAUUUAGUAGCAGCUUUAUUAAAAGGAAAAUGUGUGUUUUUUACUCUUACUGUGUAUUACAGUAAACAACAGCCAUGGUUGUUUAUGUACUUGAAUUUGCUUUGUUUACUGCAGUUAGUAAAAGAAAUGUUUAGAUCAUGUUUUUAAAAAAAAAAUAUUUGUAAUAUUUAUUACAUUUUAUUUAUGAAGGUACAAACAUACAUUUGUACAGAGUGAGGCGAUUUAAAAGCCCACCUAUUAUUCCGUUAUCUUCACUGAGACUGCUCCUGCCUUGUUAAUAAACAUGUAAAACCUCAUUGUCUGAUAAUGAAGCAUGAGCUCCUGGGAUUGUUUCUAUUGCCUAGCAAGCUGUAAUAUUACAAAUUCCAUUAAAAAUUCUCAAAAAAGGAGCCAACAGCACGCGCAAAGGUCCAGUUUAAUGUUGUGGAUGAGUCAGACAAGCAUGAGCUGCCUGUGUAAGGACACCUGUAAGUCAUCACUGCCCCCUGAUGGGGAUUGACUUCCUUUUGUAGCCAGCCUCAAGUGGGACUUAGAGGAACUGCAAUUUUUGCCACUUCAGCUUUGGCCUCAUUUUUCUGCUGAUGACCACUACUUACAACAGAAACACUUCCUGAACUGCAAAUUUUGAACAAGAAAAACAAGCAAUAAUUAAAAAUAGAUAUGAUGAGUGUAAUAAUAUAACACAGGCUGAAUGCAACACAGUUGCUACAGUCCAAGCUGUGAAGUAAAGUUACCACAAAACUGUACGAGUGUGAAUGUGCAGGUUAAUGGAACAGUGAAGGCAUGACUGCAGCUGUGUUAUUCCCUUAAAUGAAAGUGUUGCUUAGAUGUAAUCUUUGGGCAUCUAGAAAAAUUUUAGCUUUCUUUUAGUUGUAACCUUUGACCGUGGCUUCUCUGGCAGAAAGGAUGAAAAACAAUCUCCCAGGAAAUACCGAGUCUGUUGCUAGAAAGCCAUGAUCCAUGUAGCCUUGCAAAAAAAAUCUCCUCAGUUAAAGUCUGCAGUCAGCAGACUAGCUGAUAGAUUGCUGUAGUGUCUCAAAUGUGGCUUAUACUGUUUCCAGGAUAUGGGAAUGUAUGGUUUUAAUGCAGUUUCUUUGUUCUAUUUCUGUUGAAGAAACCUGACUUUUGUUGUCCUUAAUAAUUCUGAAUUUUCUUUGAACUGUGUACUGUUCUUCAGAUUUUUUUUUAAAAGUAUGUUCCUUCUACACAAAAUCUCAACGUUCUGAAAUUGCUUUAAUCUUUACCUGCUACUUUGCGUGAACCUCCUCCAUGAGCUCUAGUUUAUGGUUUAUAGUUUUAAGGCUCUCUGUUCAAUAACUUUUCUUCAUGAAAGAAAUGAUUCUGUAGAUUCCCACGAUCAUUCUGUUGCUAAAGACUGUGAUGAAUAAACUUCAAUCUAAAAACAAA